AUGGUGGAAUUGGAGUGGAGAAGUGGGAUCUCUCAACGCAAACACAGCGAUCGAGAAUGGGAUCUUCGCGAGCAAUGCGUGGAGCUCAUGGGGAGCUGCCAAUCGGCAUCACAGGCAUCAGAGAUCCACGGCCGAAUCCAGCGCCUCUACGGCAGCCGCGACGUUUUCAUGCAAAACAAGCUCAUCGAGAUGUAUGGCAAAUGCGGCAGCCUGGAGAGCGCGCGCCAGAUCUUCGACGCCAUGCCCAUGCACGAUUCCUUCUCCUGGACGCUCAUGCUCUGCGCGUACUCCCACAACGGCAAGCUCCACGACGCCCAGAUCGUGUUCGACGCCACGCCCAGCGAUCUCCGCACGCUCGUCGCCUGGACUGCCAUGAUCGAUGCGCUUGCCAAGAAGGGGCAUCUGGCUCCCAGCAAGGAGCUUUUCGAUCGCAUGCCGCAGAGGAAUCUCGUGUCCUGGAACUCGAUGCUGGAUGGAUACACGCACAGCGGCCUCGCCACCCAAGCCAAGCAGCUGUUUGAUCAAAUGCCCGAGAGAGAUCUGCUCUCGUGGACUUCUCUCCUUGUUGCAUAUGCCCAAAGCGGGCAUAUGGACUCGGCAAAACGGACUUUUGAUUCCAUGCCAGGCCGGGAUAUCGUCGCUUGGAACACGAUGCUGGUCUCGUUUUCACGCAAAAAUCAGCUCCAGAAAGCGGUGUGGAUCUUUGAGAAAAUGCCGCAGUUUAAUGUUGUGUCUUGGAACGCAAUGGUUGCAGCAUAUGCCCGAAACGGGCAUUUGGAUCAAGCAAAACAAGUCAUGGAAAAGAUGCCUCAGCCCAACCUUGUGUCAUGCAACACACUUCUUGCAGCGUUUUCGUCCAGCGGAAGGGUGACGGAGGCGAAAGAAGUGUUUAACAGCGUUCCGGAGCGAGACAUGGCGUCUUGGUCCUCGAUGCUUACGGCAUAUACGCACAAUGGGCGCCUUGAGGAGGCAAAGUGUCUCUUUGAUGAGAUGCCGAGCCGGAGCUUGGUAUCGUGGACGAGCAUGAUGCUCGUCUACGGUCAGAAUGGCCACCUGGACUACGCCAAAUCAGUCUUUGACUCCAUGCCCGAGCGCGAUCUCGUCGCCUGGACGUCGAUGCUUGCAGCGCUCGUUCACAAUUCCCGAUUCGAUGACGCGCGGCUGCUCUUUGAUUCCAUGCCGCAGAAGGAUCUCAUCGCGUGGACGACGAUGCUGCUGGGAUACAUCCAGGGUGGAUUGAUCUCCGAAGGAAAAGCGCUCUUUGACAGCAUGCCAGAGAGAAAUGCCACUGCUUGGAACUGUAUGCUCGGAGUUUACGCUCAGAAGGGCCAUCUCGCCAACGCCACCAAAAUCUUCCAGGGAAUCCCUGCUCAAGAUCAAGGAUUGAUCUCCUGGAGUGCCAUGCUCGCUGCUUACUGUCACCACGGCCAUUUCGAGCAGGGCUUUGAAGCAUUCCAGGCGAUGAAAAUGGUGGUGGAAUCCCCAGACGAGGUGUGCUUUACUUUGCUCCUCGUCGCGUGUAGCUGCCAGGGAGAGGUUUACACGGGAAGGUGUGUUUUCACGUCAAUGAGCGUGGAUUAUGGAGUGGUGGCCGGGAAGCAGCACUAUGCUUGCAUGGUGGACUUGCUGGGACGUUCCGGGCAUCUGAGAAGCGCCCGAGAGCUCAUUGGCAGCAUGCCGUUCGUGGAGGAUGUUGUCGACUGGGUUUCCUUGCUGGGAUGCUGCAAGAGAUACAACGAUUUGGAGCUGGGAAGUGUUGCUGCAAGGAGAAUUCUCGAGCUCGACACUAAGUACGGUGCUACCUAUGUGCUUCUAGCUAGCAUCUUCGUGACAAACAUGACUAUGGGAUUCAAAAGCAAUGAAAAUAUCAAAGAUUGUAUGAUAAACAUGGUGUGA
Messenger RNA from Selaginella moellendorffii, 1896 nucleotides. Its product is annotated as pentatricopeptide repeat-containing protein At4g02750-like. NCBI's taxonomy places the organism in Eukaryota, Viridiplantae, Streptophyta, Lycopodiopsida, Selaginellales, Selaginellaceae. The record is from RefSeq and is a predicted model, not a curated record. The transcript has a single exon. Gene Ontology annotation, molecular function: protein binding. Bases 1 to 1896 code for a protein of 631 amino acids.